Cutaneotrichosporon cavernicola is the source of this 3138-nucleotide messenger RNA. RefSeq lists its product as uncharacterized. The transcript is spliced from 4 exons. NCBI's taxonomy places the organism in Eukaryota, Fungi, Basidiomycota, Tremellomycetes, Trichosporonales, Trichosporonaceae. Gene Ontology annotation, molecular function: GTPase activator activity. The record is from RefSeq and is a predicted model, not a curated record. Bases 1 to 3138 code for a protein of 1045 amino acids.
AUGCAGGGCCAUCGCCCACUACCCAAACCUGUCCGCUCAUCGUCAAAAGAUAACCCCGCCAUUGCCCCCUCACCCGCCGCCUUUGCCGCUCCCUCCCCAAAACCCGCCCCUUCAUUUACACUUGCCGCGCCUCAGGUCGCGCCGGAAACAAGCGACGACGCGAGGAGCACGUCGUACUCGCGCUCCGACACGUCUUCCCUCGCGUCGAUUUCGAGCAGAGUACCGUUCCCUCCCGAGGACGUUCCACCAGUGCAGGCACCGCACGCACCGGUUUCCGUGACCGUUGAGCCCCUGCCCGACUCGCUCCUAUGCCGGUCCACUUUCGCCGCCCUCGAGCACUCUGCCGGCACGCUCAAACGUCUUUCCAAGCAUGUACUCGAUCACAGCAGCGAGGUGCUGGGCCUACUCGAGCAGGUCGAGAAGGCUGAGGACGAAAUGCUCGCCGUGCUCGGCACACUCGGGCGAUGGCUCGAAAACGGGUACGGCGUCAAGGGUGAGGUGUGGGAGGACACUGUGGGGAUGCGCAAGGUCGCACGCGAGAAACGCCGUCGCCAACGAGAAGAGCUCGAGGUUAUGGUCGUCCACGCGGUCGAGGCUGUCAAGGGCGAGAUCAAGCGCCAGGGUCUCGCUGGGAAUGGGGCACAGUCGCGUUUCGAGAAUACUUCCAAGCAGUACUACGCCGCCACGGCUGCGUAUCUCAGCGGCGAGCGCGAAGUGUCGGGAGGCGAGCAGGCGCAGGCUGCACGCCAGGCGCAGUUCGAUCUGCUGCGAUACAACCACCAUUCGACGUUGCUGUAUGCAGUGCCGCCCAGUUCGGUCGGAUGUCUGGACCUCCUAGUCGGGCUAUAUGGCUGGGUAGGGGCCGUCUUGAGCCAAUCACCAGGCAAGAGGGCGGACACACACCCUCCUUUGCUCGAGGAAGACUUUGCGCGUCGCGCGGCCAACGCGACUGGCGGUGCGGAAACGCCUACACAGCGCGGACGCGCACUCGCCGUCAGCGAGACGCCUGUCCGGCUACUGCUGCGCGACGAUGACAGCGUGCGCGGGUCGCACGAGGCGCUGUCGCGCACGUUAUCACUUUCGCUGGCUCAUCUCGUCAAUGUUCGUGGCGACCUUCUGCGCGGCUGGGCCGCGCGCGACGAACAAACGACACAACUGGAGGAAACGUCAAAGCGGCUGCAGGACAUGGCUAUCACCGGCUCAGCUCCACAACACCAGUACCAGGUCUCUGCCAGUGUCCCGGACACACCGAUGACCCCAACUGCUUCGUCAGGCCGCGAAAAGCCGAAGAAGCGGAUUGGGGGUAAGAUCCGCGGUCUGUUCUCGUCGUCAUCGUCGGUAGCCACGCCGGCGCUCGCUGAGCGUGCGCCGCCGGUCUCGUCGUCGAAUCUCGCGGCGUUAACGUCCAGAAAGAGCGUCGAUGUCUCCAAAGUCGCUAGCGCUGGCAUUUCACAUAUCAGUGAUCCACGAUUGAUCUCCACCACGUCCUCACAGGGCAAGUCGUCGGAGCGCGCUGCUGUUCAAGCAACUAUAGGUGACACGACGUCGGCAUUCCCCAUGCCGCCACUCAGACCCGUUAGAGCUGAUGGACGUCACUCUGUGGACGUGCGUCGCUCAAUACCUAUACCUGGCGGGCGCGGGCCGUUCGUCGCCGCCGAUGAGGCGAUGCCUACUCCUUCCACCCCAUCAAGUAGAGCCAAGGUGCUUGCAGACACGGCCGCCAAGCUCAACGGUGUGCAGGUCGGCGGGGUCGGCGGACUCGACGGCACAGAAGACGAGCAGCGCGAGCAGGUGGGAAGGAAAAAAGAGGGCGUUUUGUGGGGCACUGGGUCGUGGGAGGCACUAGACCGCGAUCCUGGGCGGACCAAAUGGGAACGCUUCUGGGUCGUGUUAGCCAACUCGAGCUUGUAUGAACACCGUGAUGCUCCGCCAGGCAAGCCGGAAGCGUCGCCAACGACAAUCGACCUCAAGUUUGCAAGCGUGCGCGAGGGCCGCGGGACGGACCGCCGCUUUGUGUUCGAGGUCGUAACGCCGUCGCAUGGGCGACGACUGUACCAGGCGACUUCUGAAGUCGAGAUGCGCACGUGGAUCUAUACGAUCUGCAACGCGAUCGAGUCGUGCAUCAACGGGACAUCAACGGUACGCUCCUCAGACCGUCGCCCUGCAGAGGACAGCGGGAGCGUGAGCGUCGGCAACAUCGGCGAGGGCAUCGGCGCGAUGAGUAUCAAGGACCGGCGCAAGAGCACAGGUUCAAAGAAGAAACCAACGCGGCAAAGCAUAGGCGCUUUGGGAAUCGUGCCUCCACCGCCACCGCGUGGUGAAGAGCCCCGGAAGCGGCGCACGAGUCUCAAGAGCCGUCUGAAGCAAGGUGCCGAGGCUGCAGGCGACAGACUCUCAACGGUUGUUGGCGCCAAGAGAUCGUCUGUCGACUUUGAGCGCCUAGCCUUCCUCGCGCCGGCCGCACGCAUGCCGAGCUACAACGCCAGCAGCAGCACCUCCGCUUCGCGGAGAGCGAGCUGGUACUCAGAGGACGACAUUGAGCGGCGUGUAUUGGAGAUGGCGGGUGUGGAAGCGGCGUCUCAGAGAACGAGUUCAUCUAGACCCGGCACUGCGCCAUCUGGUAGCGGCAGGACUCGCUCGGAUGCCUCAGCGACCCGCGGCUGCCUUGCGGUCGUCGAGCCGGCACGCCGCCCAUCUCCCUCGCCAGCCCUGGAGGCCUCUGAGGCUCUUUGCAUGGCAGACCUUCACAGCUUGGCAGCCACGGGUGCGAACACGCGCUGUGCGGACUGCGGCCGCGCGACGAAGACGAGCCGGUGGGCGACCCUCAGCCUCCGCGAAGUACCAAUGGUUAUGUUCCUCUGCAUCCGCUGUGUCGGGUUACACCGUGGGCUUGGCACUCACAUUUCGAAACCCCGCAGCGUUGACCUCGACAAUUGGUCACCCGACGCUAUUCUGUUAGCGCAUCAAUGGGGCAAUGAGCGCGCCAACGGCGUGUGGGAGGCGCUCAAGCCCGCAGGCCAUGUACCUGGUGACGACGACGUGGCCGACUACAUUCAGGCCAAGUACGUCGAGGGACGGUGGCUUGCGGACGGAGAUCGCCUUCGGUUUGGGUUGGCCGUGAGGAGUUUGACUGGGUGA